GCUUCUCGCGCAGUUCUGAGGGAGAGAGGCCUCCAGGGAGAGGACUUCCUUUCUCUGCUGCCCGGACCCGGAACUCAAGGACUUAGGCUUGACGGACCUGGCGUGGGGAAGAGUUAGAAGACGGACAAGGGAGGGGACGGGAGGCCUCCGAGACAGCGCCGGAAGUACGGUUUUCGGAGGGAUCAGACUCAGACUCACGUCGCACUCCUUGCAGUUGGACUGGUGGGAACUGGGAACACUGGAGACCUGAUUUCGAGCUGACGCUACCGUCGCGGCCGCCGGCAAGUUCCUUUACUGUGUUUUCUUGGUUCAGCCUUGAAGUGAGUCGUGGACGAUCCUCUCUCAGAGUCCAGCCUAGACGGCGGGGUUGCUCCGGCAGCGUUCCUGGGAGCCGAGGGCCAGAGACUUAAGUAACAGUCCUGGGUUCUGAGCCUGCCAUCCAAGGAACUCAGGAGGAGGAGUUGACAGUCUCUUCGUUCCUAACCAGCGUGGCACAACUUCAGCAUGUCUCAGGCCACCAAGAGGAAGCAUGUGGUGAAGGAGGUGCUAGGGGAGCACAUAGUGCCCUCCGACCAGCAGCAGAUUGUCAGGGUACUCAGGACCCCAGGGAACAAUCUGCAUGAGGUGGAGACAGCCCAAGGGCAGCGCUUCCUGGUGAGCAUGCCCUCCAAAUACCGCAAGAACAUCUGGAUCAAGAGAGGGGACUUUCUCAUUGUUGACCCCAUUGAAGAGGGAGAAAAGGUGAAGGCUGAAAUCUCGUUUGUGCUCUGCAAGGACCACGUGCGCUCUCUGCAGAAGGACGGGUUUUGGCCCGAGGCCUUCUCUGAAGUGGCUGAGAAACACAACAACAACAGGAACAGACAAACUCAACCAGAACUCCCAGCUGAGCCACAGUUAUCAGGAGAGGAGUCCAGCUCAGAAGAUGAUUCUGACCUGUUUGUUAACACAAACCGCAGACAGUAUCAUGAGAGUGAGGAGGAGAGCGAAGAGGAGGAGGCAGCCUGAGACUCCAGGACCCAAUUCUCCACUUGCUCAGGGACUGGCCCCUGGCUCUUCUGGGCUUGGACAUUCCCAGGGUGCUCUGCAGAUCUUCACCCCUGCAUGAGGACAAAGCAGGGCUCCUCUCUGAACUGAUCUUUUGAUUCAGAGAAUUAAACCCCUGGUGGGUUGGUGACUUGUUCUGGUGUCUGAGUGGCUCUCUCGGGGGUGGGAGAUUGUGAUGAAGUGAAAAACUGCUCCCUAUUUAUUAGAGACCUUGUGGGUGGGUGGGCUGAAUGGGGAGGAAAUGGGAAAUGGCUGGAGUCUUUCCCAGUUGGUUUGUUCUUAUUGGGCACUUAGAAAGUGCCAGGCCGUGCUCUGGGCCUCCUUGCAUGUGUUUAACAGCUGGGAGCACUCCUGCUUCCUUGCCUGCUUGCAGUUCAUACCAAUUUAAGCAUUCAGGAUGACAGCCCUAGGACCUAACACCCACCUGCCUCUAAGAGACGCUCAGGAGCCCAUGGUGCCUCGUGCUGUUCUCUCCGCCUUUCUAGUCACCCUGUGUACCGGAGUGCUCACCUCCAGCUACUGUGUCCAUCCCCACAUGCGACCUCAUCUCUCCCACUCUGCACCAUCUAUCACUUCCAGAAGGUGGCUGGCAAAUCUCUCUAUCCUUAACUUUGUUUUGAAUGGUCCAUCCGUCUCCUGACUUUAUUUGAAACCUGAUUAUUCCCUGAGGACAUUGAUUGUCUUAUAACCUUUUAAAUAGAGGCUGCUUUUCCACCCUCACCCUUCAUUCUUCUAACCAGCCCUGACAUUCUCAUGAUUAACCUUCUGCCUUCACUUCCCUCUUGUGUAGCAUCAAUUCCAUAGUCCACCCUACACCCCCGCCGUCUCCCUCCAUUCUGUUCCGCUAGUAAAACCCUAACCUUGGGUAAACCCAAUCAUUCACCUCUGUGCCCAAACCCAAGUCACCAUCAUUAGGUGAGAAAACAGCCAGCCUGGCCACCAGUUGUACCUUACGUUUAUCAUUACAAACCUCAGAUGGACACUAAGCACUGCCCAGCAGAUCUACUCUGGGAUGUCUGUUUCAAAACUUCUGUCUUAUCUAUCAAUUCCCUCUUCUUAGUGGUAGUUACCACAACACAUGCCUCAUUAAGAAACAGCAACCAUCAGAGGGAAUGCCUGCCUCCCCGUUACCAGCUCUGCAGAUGUGCACAUAUCUUCCUGUCGUAAGCCAAUGGGACUUAAACCUUACCUCUUGUGUUUUGGAGACUAUCUCUCUCUUUUUUUUUUUUUUUUUUUUUUGAGAGAGUGUCUCCCUGUGUUGCUCAGGCUGGAGUGCAGUGGUGUGAUCUCGGCUCACUGUAACCUUCACCUACUGGGUUCAAGUAACUCUCCUGCCUCAGCCUCCCGAGUAGCUUGGACUACAGGCGUGCAUCACCACACCUGGCUAACUUUUUGUAUUUUUAGUAGAGACGGGGUUUUGCCAUGUUGCCUGGGCUGCUCUCGAACUCCUGACCUUAAAUGAGCCUCCUGCCUCGGCUUCCCAAACUGCUGGGAUUACAGGCGUGCGCCACCAUGCCUGGCUAAUUUUUAUAUUUUCAGUAGAGACGAGGUUUUGCCAUAUUGGCCAGGCUGGUCUUGAACUCCUGACCUCAAGUGGUCCACCCACCUCAGCCUCCUAGAGUGCUGGGAUUACAGGUGUGAGCCACUGUGCCCGGCCUCUUUUGCUUUCUUAAAGACUUUGGUCGGGUAUUUGUGUUGAGUAUUGUUGUGUCUGGGUUUGGGUAUUUGAUUCUUUUUUUGUUUUGUGUUUUUGGGUGUCCUGUCUAUUGGAUGUGAUAUGUUAUGGAUGUGAUGUGUUAGUGUCGAGUGUGCUGUAGAAUCUCCCAUUUCUGAAACAGGCGUGAAAACCUGUACUGAUUCCCACGUCCUCCAGCUACCACUUCAUUUAUCUGUUUCUCAUUUACUUCCUCUUAUAGCGUGGCUUUAAACAUAUAUACAUUUGUAUAUAUGUAUGUAUGAAUAUACAUGUAUAAAAUGUAUGUAGAUGUAUAUACAAAAAAUAAACGAGAUGGGUUAAAGAUA
Messenger RNA from Gorilla gorilla gorilla (western lowland gorilla), 3066 nucleotides. RefSeq names its product eukaryotic translation initiation factor 1A domain containing (gene EIF1AD). Lineage: Eukaryota; Metazoa; Chordata; Mammalia; Primates; Hominidae. The record is from RefSeq and is a predicted model, not a curated record. The transcript is spliced from 6 exons. Bases 505 to 1005 code for a protein of 166 amino acids. Gene Ontology annotation, biological process: translational initiation. Gene Ontology annotation, cellular component: nucleus. Gene Ontology annotation, molecular function: translation initiation factor activity; RNA binding.